AUGGAAGACCCGCGAGCGGCCUCGGCGCCUGCGCCCGCGUUCACCUUCAAAAAGCGCAACCUAAAGUCCAAAUCGACGAUCCGCAAACGACCCGCCACACCACCCCCCGAUACCGCCCUACAAUCGGACUCGGACUCAGGCUUUUCGUCCUUUGAGGACUCUGAUGGCCAAAGACAAGUAAAGCGACGGCGCAAGAACGCAGGCACCGUCGCCGCAUCGUCGGCUCAAAAUGCCAAACCUCGUCACUCAUCAGUGGGCGAGCCAGCUCCAGCCGCCUCGGCAGCCGUAGCGGCGCGCACCAACAAAGACGACGCCACAAAGACCUCGAAUUGGUUCGAUGAGGAGGAUCAGCAGGGGACGACGGAGACCAAAGCGUCAGAAAAGCCCAAGCCCACGAGCACAACAGAUGGAACGUACAAAGGCGUGGCGAACUAUCAAUCGUUCAUCCAGAAAAAUCCCGACCGCGCAGCCGCAGCCUCAUCCAAACAGGUCGGGCCGGUCAAGUCGUCGACAAACGUGCGCACCAUCACCGUGACCGACUUCGCGCCCGACGUGUGCAAGGACUACAAGCAGACCGGGUUCUGCGGGUUCGGUGACAACUGCAAGUACCUGCACGCGCGGGAAGAUUACAAGCAAGGCUGGCAGCUCGAUCGGGACUGGGAGAUCAGCACAAAGGGGAAGGCCCCUGGUGGGAAGACGGUUGCAUCUGCAGAUCGCAACGGCGCGGCGGCGGGGGCGGAGGACAAUGAGGACGAGAAGCUGCUUGAAAGAAUACCGUUUGCGUGCAUUAUUUGCAAGGAGUCUUACAAGAACCCUAUCGUCACGAAAUGUGGGCAUUACUUUUGUGAGGCGUGUGCACUGAAGCGGUAUCGGAAGGAUCCUUCAUGUGCGGCGUGUGGGGCCGGCACAGGGGGUGUUUUCAACGUGGCGAAGAAAUUGAAUCGAUUGUUGGACAAGAAGAGAGAGCGAGAAAGGUUAAAGAGAGAAAAGGCCGAUGGAGCAGGUGAGCACUCAUAG
Messenger RNA from Cladophialophora yegresii CBS 114405, 1017 nucleotides. RefSeq lists its product as uncharacterized. The record is from RefSeq and is a predicted model, not a curated record. NCBI's taxonomy places the organism in Eukaryota, Fungi, Ascomycota, Eurotiomycetes, Chaetothyriales, Herpotrichiellaceae. Gene Ontology annotation, cellular component: U2-type spliceosomal complex. The coding region runs from base 1 to 1017 and encodes 338 amino acids. The transcript has a single exon. Gene Ontology annotation, biological process: snoRNA splicing. Gene Ontology annotation, molecular function: metal ion binding.